Phoenix dactylifera (date palm) is the source of this 2248-nucleotide messenger RNA. RefSeq lists its product as uncharacterized. The record is from RefSeq and is a predicted model, not a curated record. Gene Ontology annotation, biological process: regulation of GTPase activity. NCBI's taxonomy places the organism in Eukaryota, Viridiplantae, Streptophyta, Magnoliopsida, Arecales, Arecaceae. Gene Ontology annotation, molecular function: small GTPase binding; GTPase activator activity.
CGAUCCGAUCCAGCAGAAUGAAUGUUCCAAAUCCAAGAUCUUCGUGCGAUUUCCAGCCACCAGCCAUCGCACCCAUCUUGCCCCCCUCAUCACUUAUGUCACCGAACGUCUCUGAAUCGCAAAUCCCCUCCUUGCCCCCUUCCUGAGAAGAUCCACCGCGGGAAGGCAGCUCCCACUGGGGAAAAAUGGCAUUUUUCCUGGUUCCUGGUCUUAUCAAUGGGGAAUGCUGUCUCUGUUGUUCUAGGUGACGCCCUGAAAAGAGACUCAUAAAGGGGUAUUUUGCUGCCAUUCUCCCCCUCUAUUCCAAUCUCCAUGGAAGACAAGUAUUGGGCACCUUCUGAUCUCAAGCUACCUGGUUUCCUCCUUGGCUGUUAUAUAAAGAAGACUUCUUUCCAAAAACCCUCCUCCUUGAUUUUUUAACUCUCCCUCAUCAAACUGCAACCAUUCAACACCUAAUGCACCUUGACCAUUUCCCGUCCUCCAAGCUCAUCUCCAAGAUCUCUUGUUGCCACCAUUUCAUCAGCUUGUGAUGCUUAUGAACCUUUGUCCGUUCCCAUCCAUAAAAAUCCCACCUUUCCCCAAUCUCCUUGUAUCAAAAGCCAUUCCGUUGAUUCUGGAUGAACAGAUCCUUCAUGUGUUCAAAAAUGUGAUCUUGCUGCUGUUGUUAUAAUUAUCAUUGUUUCUUCUAUCACAACCACAACCUUUCAAGAGCCAUAUAGAAGUAUUAGAGUUAAGAAUGUUUGGGCCCCAAGCCCGCAGAGAACUCUCCAAUAACGAGUUUCCCCCUAGAAGAAUACUCCAUUGGAAGCCUUUAACCACCUCCCCUGCCGCCGCCGCCGCCGCCUCCUCCACCGUCAGCUCGGUGGCAAGAAAGGCCAACACCAUCACCGUCAAAUUUGAGGACCUCUACGGAUUCGCCGUCGAGGGGAACAUCGACGAUGUCAAUAUGCUGAAUGAGGUGAGGGAGAGGGUGAGGCAGCAGGGCAGGGUGUGGUGGGCCCUCGAGGCGAACAAGGGAGCCAAUUGGUACCUCCAGCCGCAGAUCUCGUCCAACGGCGAGGGGAUGUCGGUCGCAUCGCUGAAGCUGUCUAUUCUCGCCGACACCAUCACAUUAAAGAAGCUGAUAAGGAAGGGGGUACCGCCGGUGCUGAGGCCGAAGGUCUGGCUCUCUGUCUCCGGUGCCGCAAAGAAGCGGUCGACGGUGCCGGAGAGCUACUAUGACGAUCUCAUCUGGGCUACCGAAGGGAAGGUCACGCCUGCCACACGGCAAAUCGAUCAUGAUCUUCCGCGAACUUUCCCAUGUCAUCCUUGGUUGGACACUCCAGAAGGUCAGGCAUCUCUUCGACGUGUCCUUGUUGCAUAUUCUUUUCGAGAUUCCAAUGUUGGUUAUUGCCAGGGUUUAAAUUAUGUAGCUGCACUGUUGUUGCUAGUAAUGAAAACAGAGGAAGAUGCAUUUUGGAUGCUUGCUGUCUUGCUGGAAAAUGUAUUGGUAAAUGAUUGCUACACUGAUAACCUUUCUGGUUGCCACGUUGAACAAAGGGUGUUCAAAGACCUGCUAGCCAAAAAAUGCCCCAGGAUAGCUGCUCAUCUCGAAGCCAUGGAGUUUGAUGUCUCUCUUGUAGCCACAGAGUGGUUCCUAUGCCUCUUCUCCAAGAGCUUACCUUCAGAGACAACACUGCGGGUCUGGGAUGUUUUAUUCAAUGAGGGAGCAAAGGUUCUGUUUCAUGUAGCCCUGGCAAUAUUUAAGAUGAAGGAAGAGGAGUUACUACAUGCCCAUCAAAUUGGUGAUGUGAUUGAUAUUUUGCAAACGACCACCCAUCAUCUAUAUGACCCCGAUGAGCUGCUGAGGGUUGCUUUUGAUAAGAUUGGUUCUAUGACGACGAACACAAUAACAAAGCAAAGAAAAAAGCAGGAAACAGCAGUUAUGGCCGAGCUUGACCAAAGACUGAGACGGCUGAAUUCUUUGAAGAUGGAUGAAAAAUAAUCAGUUUCGAUGAGUUCGAAGCCAGAAUAGUUCUCUAAUCAUUGAGAAGGUUGGUGCUCUUUUAGAGAGAUGGUGUAAGGCUUGCAUCUCUAUGAGCUAAAAACUCAAUCUGAAAAUGUCAUGUAUGUAACUGGGGUUUGGUUAUUCACCAGCCCUAUAAGUCUUCUUUGGUCAUGUAUAAGGAUUCUGUUCGUUCUUCGUAAUGCAAUGAACAGUCGCAAGGUUGUAGCUUCAAGCCUUUAUAUUUAUUUGUUUAAACAGAGA